GUUGGCUAAUCGCUCCGCUCACACGCUUUGCUACAAAAUCACAGGGAUGGUCAGCGGAACUGUCCUAACUGUUGCUAUAGCUACGAUGCGCAACACAAUCUUCGUUUAAGUCCCACCCUCACUCAAGUCGCACUUGUGAGCCUCCAGGGGUGGCGGUGUGACUGCCCUGCACCUAUUUAUUCAGAGCUACACAACUAAGAACAUAAGAUUUAAACCUUCCAAUGACAACUAUCAAUCAAACAUUACGCGCGCGGCUCCUUCUGCGGUUUGGAGAUUACCUGGGAGCUUGUAACCUAAAUUAAUGGCAUUCAGAAGGAACAGGCCACUGUGACACUGGUCCCCAUAAGGUCACGGAGGAGACCCACGGUUAGACCACAGGAGGCGGACUCAGGCUAAUUAAAGAGGCGGUUGCUAAGCGACGAGAAGCAACAACAUCGUCAAAGGGAUCUGCUGCCAUACUGAUAGAGUGAGAGUGAAAGAGUGAGAGAGAAAGUGAGAGAGAGAUUGAGAGUGAGUGAAAGAGUACGAGAGCAGGUGAAAGUAACAGAGUGAGAGAAGGAGAGAGAGGGGGUGAGAUUCUGACUAAAGCAUGGCAGCGUUCACAACUCCCAGCUCCAGCAGGGUGAGCCGGGCGGCCCAGCCCAAGCCAGAGGCCCUGGGGCCGGGGCCAGGACUAGGGCAGAGCCGGGCCUCAGACACAGGCCUUACUGCCAUGCUGGAGAAGACCCAGGAGUUCUUCCUCAUCUGUGACAUGGAGGACAAGGGAUUCAUCACACGCAGAGACAUGCAGAGACUUGGUGGAGAGCUGUCUCUAAGCUCAGACGAGCUGGAGAACGUCUUUGACACGCUGGACGCUGACGGAAAUGGCUACCUCACACUGGACGAGUUCUCCUCGGGAUUCAGCCAGUUCCUGUUUGGCCGGAGGGUUUCUGGGGCGGAGGUGGGGGGGGAGCUGUACCAGAGCCGGGGGGGGGAGAAGCUGUCUGGCAGUGAGGAUGAGGAGGAGAGACAUUUCUGCAUGCUGAUGGACAGCCUGGGAGCCAGCAACGUAUUCCAGGACCCUGGGGAAGUGCGCAGUCUCUGGGCCCAGGUGCGUAGGGACGAGCCGCACCUUCUCUCCAACUUCGAGGAGUUCCUGGCCCGGGUCACCUACCAGAUAAAGGAGGCCAAUCAGGAGAAGAGAGACAUGGAGAGUGCCCUGAAGAGGAAAGCUGCCACACAUGAUGAUGAAAUUCAGCGCCUGUAUGAAGAGAUGGAACUGCAGAUCACAUCCGAGAAGGACAGGGCGCUCCUGCAGGACUCAGAGCGCUUCCUGUCCCGCAGACAGGACCUGGAGACCCAGCUGACCAACAAGGAGCAGGAGCUGCAGCUGCUCUUCAGGAAGGAGAGGAGGUUGGACCUGCAGUGUCAGGAGCUGCAGAGUAAACAGCAGGAGAGCAGGGUGGAGAACGUGAAACUCAAACAGACCAAUGAGGGGCUGCAGAGGGAGCUCAGACACACCAGCCAGGAGCUCCGCCUCACCCAGGAGCAGCUGUGUGUGCUGCAGGAGCAGUCCUCUCGCCUGCACCAGGAGAGAGAGAUGGAGCUGUACAGAGUGACAGAGGGGAUGCAGAGAGAGAGAGCCACUCUACUCAAACAGCUAGAGCUCCUCAGGGAAAUGAACAAACACUUGCAAGACGAACGGGACGUGUGCUACCUGAAUUCGCAGAAAAAACAUUCGCGCAAGCAGAGGCCUGGUUUAGGCGCUCUGAAAAGCACAGAGAGGACACAGAGAGGAAGUGAGGAAGAGGAGGAGAUACCCCCGGCCUCCAGCACGUGGCGCUCAGAGGACACGACUGGCCAGGACCUGGUGGUGAGCCAGGAGGGCGGGGCCAUGAGGAACAGGUGGGGCCAGCAGCCACUGCAGCGAAUCAUGUCCAUCGAGGAAGACCCCCUCCCUCAGCCGCUACAGCCCGGGUACGAGGCCCAGCUGCAGGACUGGAGUGAGGACGAAGAGGAGGAGGAAGAGGAGCGCACUGACCUGGAGACGAGCCGCAUCCGUCCUGCCACCGCCACCACCGCCCCGGAUGCUCCACUGCACCCCCUGCCCGCCGGGCACAGGGCCGCCCCCCUCACCCGCAGGGACACUCCCCCAUCUCCAAGGGGACAGCCUGUCGGCAAGGAAACCAUCCAGCAUGAGGAGGAGGCAGUGACCUGCACACCAGACCGCCUGUUCAAGGUAGUGCUGGUGGGGAACUCCAGCGUGGGCAAGACCUGCCUGCUGCGCCGUUUCUGUGACAACUGUUUCCAACCGGGCACCAUCGCCACCGUGGGCAUUGACUACAGUGUGAAGACAAUAACAGUGGAGAACAGCCAGGUGGCGCUGCAGAUGUGGGACACAGCAGGACAGGAACGGUACCGCAGCAUCACCAAGCAGUUCUUCCGCAAGGUGGACGGCGUGGUGGUCAUGUAUGACAUCACCGCUGAGCAGAGCUUCACCGCAGUGAGGCAAUGGCUGAGCAGCGUGCGGGAAGGGGCAGGAGACGGCAUUCCCAUCAUGCUCCUGGGGAACAAAACAGACAGGCCAGGCGAAAGGGAGGUGGAGACUGGAGCGGGCGAGAGACUGGCCAAGGAAUCCCACUUCAUCUUCUACGAGUGCAGCGCCUUCUCUGGCCACAACGUCACAGAGUCCAUGACUCACCUGGCUAUGAUUCUGAAGGAGCAGGAGGACAGAGAGAAGGAGAAGACAGUGCAGUUGGUGGGCGAUGCCCCCAAAAAACGUUCCUGCUGCUCAAGACAGUAGAGCCCCCCCAGACCCCCCCGGUCUGCGGUCACAUCUCCCCCAGUCUCGGACACGCACGCACACACACACGCACGCACGCACACACACAGUGUGCAGUAAAGCAGGCUGCUUCAGAACAGCCAGUGAAGCCAAAAAGCAUGCCAUGAUCAUUUCCAUAUGGAGAACAGGGCUAACACAGGCCACACAGGCUAACACAGUUAAACUGUACAUAAAGGAUCUUCCUCUGACUCAUGUCUGAGCUAGCUUCACUUAACGCACUGCCAGGUGAAGAGAACAGGCGAUUGAUAGCGCAUGCCUGUGUGGACCCUGCUACAGCACAGAGCACAUACCUGUGUGGACCCUUCUACAGCACAGAGCACAUACCUGUGUGGACCCUGCUACAGCACAGAGCACAUACCUGUGUGGACCCUUCUACAGCACAGAGCACAAAGCCUGUGUGGCUACAGCACAGAGCAGUGACAUGCAGAACAUUAGGACUGGACUUUACAAAUGGGGACAAGACAAGCAAAAGAUUCUCAAAUUGUGUAUUUAUCUGCAAUCAAUUUCUCUACUUCAGUAGUCGAUUGAUAAAGUAGCAACUAUUUCUUUAUCUGUUAAUCUCAGAAUUAAAAUCUAACACUAAAUCCAAGUAACAGAAUCAAUUUCAUACACCAAAUUUAGAGCUCUACUAUCUGCACGCACAGUUCAGCUAAAGCAGCACGCACAGUUCAGCUAAAGCAGCACACAGUUAGGCUAUUAAUUUAUGAGCGUGGUAUUCAUUCAACAGUCCGUCCAUCCACAAAAUUGGUUUGUUCAUUUAAGUUUCUCAUUGUGUACAACCAUCAGAACGGUACUAGAAAAAAGGACUGUUUGAAAUUCAGCACACUAAUUUCACUGAAUGUCCAUGCAGCUGGCUUGACUAUCAUCUCCAUAUCAAGUCCCUAAUUAUGUACAGUUCUCCAUACAAAAAUGUUUAUUAAUAACAUAUCAUUUAAGGUCUGCAGGGUGUUAUAUUUAAGUACGGUGUAGGCCUACUGUUUGGAAUGAACUGUGUAUUGUAUUUACUGUUGUGAGUGAUAUGGUGAUUUACAAGUUAAUUUGUGUUUAUAAUCCUUAAAGUCAGAAUAAAUGGCAAUUAUCACUGUC
Molecule: messenger RNA, 3907 nt
Organism: Anguilla anguilla (European eel)
Lineage: Eukaryota; Metazoa; Chordata; Actinopteri; Anguilliformes; Anguillidae
Gene: cracr2ab
Product: calcium release activated channel regulator 2Ab
Exons: 19
Coding region: 590-2782 (730 amino acids)
Molecular function (GO): GTP binding; GTPase activity; calcium ion binding
Source: RefSeq, a predicted model, not a curated record